This is a messenger RNA of Penaeus monodon (black tiger shrimp), 1000 nucleotides long. RefSeq lists its product as uncharacterized. NCBI's taxonomy places the organism in Eukaryota, Metazoa, Arthropoda, Malacostraca, Decapoda, Penaeidae. Bases 118 to 990 code for a protein of 290 amino acids. The transcript has 8 exons. The record is from RefSeq and is a predicted model, not a curated record.
UUCCGUAUAAACAGUCGUUGCCAGGUUUCCGACCCGUUGGCGUACGACGGGUCUCGCAACGCCACAGUGGACAUGGCGGUAGUGACGCAAACAUAACAGAAGAUUGGGUAACAGUGAAUGAAGACUGCAAUGACUCGCAAAAGCACAGCGACAGGACGCCUCCCCAGGCUUGAGUCGGCGCAGCCAGGGUCUCCACAAGACCUGCGCGGAGCCAACUACUCCAAGCUCCAAGACAAAUACAAAUCACAACAGUCUCGCGAGAAAGUGGUGUUCCUGCCCAUACUGGAUGGAGACGAGGAGCACCCUCUGCCGUACUACACGACGGGCGAGGUGGCCUUCCCCGCCCUCGCCGAAGUCCCGUGGAAGACCGACGAGAAGCGCAAGUUGAGGGCGCAGGCGGAGAUAUUCAACCGAGACACAAGACUCCAGGACGCGCUGCUCGAGGACCUGAUCAGCGACACCAUCAUGGAGGAGAUCGUCGCCACGGCGUCGGUGGUCCUUCAGGAGAGCAAGUACCAGGAGGAGGAGGACCAAGUCAUCGCCGGCCUGAUCGAGGAGGUGCUCGUGAUGCCGGAGGUGCAGCAGCAGGUGUACAUCAUCACCUGGUCUCUCCUCUACGACACGGGGCGCUCUCUUCCCCACCAGGAGUUCCUCGACCUCAAGAAGCGGGAGGAGCAGCUCAACCUCGAACCGGUGGCUAAGGAGGCUCUGUUGGCGCACGUGCUCGAGGGCGAGGACUGGGCAGACGAUCUCAGGGAGGAGAAGAUCCUUUCCGAGAUCUCGUGGGACAUCUUGGUGUUCAACUACCACCGGAACCUCCAAGAAAAUGCUCUUUCCAAGAACUAUGCUCUCAAGAUCCUGCAGGAAAAGAUGGUGUCCCAGGCCGCAGGAGAGGAAGUGUUCCGCGACGGCCUGCUGGACAAUCUCGAGGAGGAAUUCAACUCCUUCGACGAACUGGAGAAGCUCACAGCGCCGCCGCGCAUGGGGUAGAGAGGGGGAG